Labeo rohita (rohu) is the source of this 2875-nucleotide messenger RNA. It is a transcript of the gene rph3aa, whose product is annotated as rabphilin 3A homolog (mouse), a. The record is from RefSeq and is a predicted model, not a curated record. Gene Ontology annotation, cellular component: membrane. Gene Ontology annotation, molecular function: small GTPase binding. The transcript is spliced from 18 exons. NCBI's taxonomy places the organism in Eukaryota, Metazoa, Chordata, Actinopteri, Cypriniformes, Cyprinidae. Gene Ontology annotation, biological process: intracellular protein transport. The coding region runs from base 16 to 2163 and encodes 715 amino acids.
ACCAAACUGGACAAAAUGCCUAAAGGAAGAAAUGCUGGCAGAGGGAGUGGAAUAAAAAACUUGACUCAUCAUCAUGAUGAUCAUCAUCAUCAUCUUCAUCAGACAGUAUUAAAGCAUCAUUCCUGCAUCACUGUGGAGGAGAAAGAGAGAGAGACGCACACAUCUUCAUCCGUGUUGCUGCUGCUGCUGAGCGCAGGAGGAGAGCGGACCGGCUACAAGAUGUACGGCAGGCAGAUGGAGACCGCCGCUGGAAUCGAGGAGCUGACGGACGAAGAGAAGGAAAUUAUCAACAGCGUGCUGGCGAGAGCCAAGAUGAUGGAGGCCAUGGAGCAAGAGAGGAUUGGGCAUCUGGUAAAUCGCCUGGACAGCAUGAAGCGGACGGCCUGCGGUGACGGCUACACCCGUUGUUUACUUUGCGGCCAGCAGUUCGGCCUGACCGGCGUCAGCGCGGUCGUGUGCGCCGAGUGUAAAAAGAACAUGUGCACUAAGUGUGGCGUUCAAAGUCGUUCCGGUCCAAUAUGGCUGUGCAAAAUCUGCAGUGAGCACAAAGAGAUGCUGAAGCGCUCCGGUGCCUGGUUUUUCAAAGGUUUACCACAACAGAUUUUACCCGCUCCAUUACCGAUCUCUAAUAAUAGAGAGCUCAGUACCACCAGCGCACCAACUUCUACCAAUCCGUCAACCGAGUCUUCAGUAUCUUCACACCCAAAAAAUGGAGAGAGCAUGCAGGUCACCGGCAGAGAGCAGCAGAUAUCUGCAGAAACGGUGCCCCCUAAACGGGACGAGCAUUCUGUGAUAUCCCAAAGAGCCCUAGAAGAAGACAGAGGUAGACGGUCUAUGAGCAGGAGCACAGUUCAGUCCGACAUCACAGUGGAAGGACAAACUUACUCACCUGUGGUGAAGAGAGAAGUACCGGUUAUGAGCUCCAAACCUCCGGUGUCGACCUUUUCCACGACUCCCAUACAAAAAGAUCCUGUGAGUCGACCGGAGGCCAGGGCACCACCUGCUAUGCAGACAGACGCACGUUUGCCAGCUGCCAACAGCGUUCCCGCUUCACGCCAGCCACCACCCCCCACCGCGGAGGAUGAAGAGGACGCCAACAGCUAUGACUCUGACGAUGCCACCACUCUGGGCAUGUUGGAGUUCAGUCUGCUCUACGAGGAGGAGAAAAACGAACUGCACUGCAAUAUAAUCAAAGCAAAGGUAUUGUCUUUCUUCCCUAGAACAGGCCGUUUCGAUACAAUCUAUUUCUGCACUGGAAAAACGUUUCUGAAGGAUCAUGUCUCGAAGCGUUUAACCGCUAACCGUGCAAUUAUUUCGUCUUUGGUGAAGGGUCUCAAGCCCAUGGACUCCAAUGGUCUGGCCGAUCCUUAUGUGAAAUUACACUUGCUUCCAGGAGCCAGUAAGUCUAAUAAGCUAAGAACAAAGACGCUUCAUACCACCCUGAACCCCGUGUGGAACGAGAACCUAGUUUAUCAUGGCAUCACUAAUGAAGACAUGCAGAAAAAGACUCUCAGGCUUUCUGUCAGUGAUGAGGACAAGUUCGGCCAUAAUGAGUUUAUCGGCGAGACGCGGGUGGUCUUGAAAAAACUGAAGCUGAACCAGAAGAAGACCUUCAAUGUGUGUCUCGAGAGAGUGAUUCCGGUGAGACGUACUGCUGGCGCAGGUGCAUCUCGUGGCAUGGCGCUCUAUGAGGAAGAGUUGAAGGCUGAUGAAGAGGUAGAGGAGAGAGGACGUAUCCUGAUUUCUCUCACCUACAACAGCCAACAGGGUCGUCUGAUUGUGGGUGUAGUUCGAUGUGCUCAUCUGGCAGCGAUGGACUCGAAUGGCUAUUCGGACCCCUUUGUAAAGAUUUACUUGAAGCCUGACAUGGGAAAGAAAGCGAAGUGUAAAACUCAGAUCAAGAAGAAGACCCUUAACCCUGAGUUUAAUGAGGAGUUCAGCUAUGAAAUCAAGCAUGCUGAACUGGCAAAGAAGACUUUGGAUGUCUCUGUCUGGGAUUAUGACAUGGGAAAAUCUAAUGAUUUCAUAGGUGGCUGCCAGCUUGGUAUCACGGCUAAGGGCGAAUGUCUGAAGCACUGGUAUGAAUGUCUGAAGAACAAGGACAAGAAGAUCGAACGCUGGCAUGUUCUGUUGAAUCAAAACAACAUUGAGGCGGAUGACUGAGGUGUCGUAUCUCCAAAGAUACGACAGCAUACGGUUCCAUCUUUCAAAGUAAUCUCGCUUCCAAGCUCGAACUGCUGAUAAUGUUUUCUUUUCAUUCAGAAAAAAUUCUUUGUCUUUGCCUCUCCUGAAACCCUGUGAUGAGCUAUAGUGGUCCAACCAAGAAAAACCUAGAAAACCCAGAUACAUGUUUUUAGGUGGGAAAAAAAGACAGUGUAUGAUAUUUUUUUCACUCAGUAAAUGCCUUAAAGAACAAAACCUCAUGAAUACAGAUGUGACGCAAAUAUAUUAGUCAUCAAACCCUGCAACCAAAUAUACUCAAGGACACUGGGGGAAAAAUGGACUUUAAGUUCUUUAAGUAAAAUAGCAUGUGAAAUGCUACGGUACACUCUAUUGUUUGUAUUAGAAAUAUAUGCAUAUGUCUUUCAUUCAUUUAUGUUUCUGUUUCAAUCAGUGUGUGACAGAUAAGGAAGAUCGUGUUUAAAACAAAUUGUGAAUAUAAAGUUUAGAAAAGUAUUAGCGUUGUAUACAGGUUGUUCAAGUUCAGUAUUACUUCAACUACAUAUGGAAAUGUCCUGUUGUUAUGUGCAUGGAAUUCAUGGAUGUAUUCUCUGAUUAUACGUUAUUGUCAUUGCUAAGUUUGAGUUUGUUUCAUGUUUACAGGUGUUGUUGAUUUACAAUACCCAAUAAAGUGUUCUCAGCUAUCGCCUAUGAA